This is a messenger RNA of Anopheles stephensi (Asian malaria mosquito), 6587 nucleotides long. RefSeq names its product E3 ubiquitin-protein ligase SH3RF1 (gene POSH). Gene Ontology annotation, molecular function: protein binding; metal ion binding. Lineage: Eukaryota; Metazoa; Arthropoda; Insecta; Diptera; Culicidae. The coding region runs from base 1321 to 4233 and encodes 970 amino acids. The record is from RefSeq and is a predicted model, not a curated record. The transcript is spliced from 10 exons.
CAAUUCAACAUGGCCGCCGCAGCGCAACACGACCCAACCUGACAGCGAACGGACAGCUGUCAGAUUAAAAAGCCAGCUCAAAAGAAAAAAAUUCAAAGCAAAAAAAAGCUCACACCGAAGCACACACGUCGCUCGGGCCAGUGCAAAGCAAGAAUUCUUUCCCUCUUCGAAAUCCUCAGCCCAGGCGUUUCAGCAACACCUAACUACAACCUUAAGGUGGCUGCAAAAGUGUAUUGUUUCCAGCGCAAUAAUCAUCCAUACGCGAAUACGUGUUGGCAAACGGUCUGUGCGGCCAGAAGUGAGUCUCCCCCCAGUGAUGGACUGUUGUGUGCGUCCCUAUCUCGCGGUUUUUUUGUAGGCGUUUUUAGCUGUGAUGCAGUGAAAUUCUUGGGCCAAGCCACCAGCAUCAAUGGAAUGCGCUGCAUUUGUCGAGCUUAAACAGUUAGCAUAAAAGUAAGCGUAGUAAAGCAUUCGUUUCGCCAGUGCCCCUUUUGCUGGGAGGUUCGAAUUGCGGCGACAAGAAAAUGGGUCGUCCCGUCAGCAUAAUGCACAACAUUCCAGGCUAAUUAUGCGAAGAAAAAAGUCGACUCCCGCACCUCGGCCGCUCGGAUGGAUCGCGUCGGUUAGUGGGGCCCGAUGAGCAGUGGCGUGGUGUGCUGUGUACCUGUUUACCGGGGGGCAGACGGUUACAGUGAAAAAGUUACACCAAAUAAAAGUGUUGAUGUUUGGUUGCGUCGGGACACAGAGGGGGCUCGCCUAGUACAGCCUUGCCGUGGAAUGCUGCUGAGAGUGCAACGCCGGAGCAGUAAGAAAAAGAAGGUCCUCUUUUGCCUUGCCUUACGGGGAUAUGACCACUCCGAUGCAAUCAAUCGAUACGUAAGAAAGUCCGAAGCAUAGCAAUAAGUGUGAUAGCAGAAGAUAAGUGAAGGGCAAAAGAAAAGGCUGCUAAGAUUGCCGCCUCACAACCGACCGAGUUUUGUUCUAAGUGCGAAAACAGGAGGCUGUGCGCCCGAAUCCUUGUAAAAGCGAUACGCGAGUGUUUUUUUUGGGGAGGGAGUAUCUUCACUCGAGAGAAAAAACAACAGAAAAGUCCAUUCCUCUUCUUCAUCGUCGCCCAAGAAGAGUGCUUCCAAGAAUUUCGAGUGCCGGGCCUAGAUCCCGUUUAAAGUGCGUUCGGUGGUCCGUGCGUUAGUGUGCGUUAAAAAGGGUCCAGCAAAAGAAAGGGCGCCUCCGUGAAGCAAGUGCGUGCGUGAGAUAGUGUGUGUGUGUGUGCGUGUGUACGGGACGACGAAGGAAAGGAAACAGCGAAGACGUCCCAACAUGGACGAGCGGUUGCUGAACGAUCUGCUGGAAUGUUCCGUUUGCCUGGAACGGUUGGAUUCUUCCUCGAAAGUGCUUCCCUGCCAGCAUACCUUCUGCCGGAAAUGUCUCGAGGAAAUCGUUGCCAGCCACCAAGAGCUACGAUGUCCCGAGUGUCGCGUACUGGUCGAGGUGCGGAUAGACGAGCUGCCACCGAAUGUUCUGCUGAUGCGAAUAUUGGAAGGCAUGAAAACGGCGGAACUGAACAGCCAAAAUACAAACCAGACGACCAACAACGGCAAACCCACGGGCAAUCGCAAUCAAUCACAUGGCGCCGCACCGAAUGCGGUCAACUAUCAGCAGCACCACCAGCACCACCAACAUCCAUCAUCGGGUGGAGUGCACGGUGCUAAAAUAGGCAAAUCGUCCACCCAGGGCACGGGCGACAACGGGCAGUCUGCGCUGCACCCUUCCCAUCCCCAGCAGCAUCAUCACCACCACCAGCAUCCACCGUUGUCACGCAUUAUUGGAGCGGGCGGUGUAACUGGUACGGGCGCAAAUAAUGCAUCGCUCGAUCUGUCGAAAAUCCCACACGCAAAAGCGUUCUACGAUUUUUCCUCCAGCGAAACAAGUGACAUCAGCUUCCGCAAAGGGGACAUUAUAAUACUGAAGAAGAAAAUCGAUCACAAUUGGUGCGUGGGGGAGGUAAAUGGGAAGGAAGGUGCGGUACCGCUGAACCACAUCAAGGUGAUCGUACCGUUGCCGUUCCCGCAGUGCAAAGCACUGUACGAUUUUCGCAUGGGACCAUCGGAAGAGGAAGGCUGUCUGACGUUUAAGAAGGGCGCUCUCAUACAUGUGCUGCGGCGUGUCGAUCAGAACUGGGCGGAGGGAAGGAUUGCGGACAAGAUUGGCAUCUUUCCGAUAUCGUUUGUCGAGAUGAAUGGGUUGGCGAAGCAUAUGAUGGACUCAUCGCUAAAGCACAUACUCAGCAACUCCAACCGAACCGUACCUCCGACACCGUUCGAUUUAAAUGCCAGUGCCACCAGCAGCAGCGAUACCAGCUCCAGCGUUACCACCAGUCCCAACUCUUCCACCAGUACGACCAGCUCCAACUCCAGUACCGCUCCCAGCAGUCCUACGGCGCACUUCCUCCAACCACAGCCUGCUGCCGGUGGUGGCAAACAGCACCAAUCGAAAUCGCGUUCCGAUCCGGCAAAUCGCGAAAAACGACAUUCCCUUACGACGGCUGGACUGCCAACCAACAGCGCCGGCGGUGCACUGCAAACGAACCAAUCCACACCCCAUCGACAUUCGACGGAAAUGCUGAACAGUGAUGGUGUGGGCGACGGGAAAACGGUACGUCAGCCGGUGGACACUGCUGCGGCAACGACUGGCUCGUCCUCAACGGCUGCCACUCCCUACCAGAAGUGCAACGUGACGAAAGCUAGUCAAAUGUACCAGCAACAUCCGCAGCUACCGACCACGUACAUCGCGCUGUACCCUUACAAACCGCAGAAACCGGACGAGUUGGAACUUAAAAAAGGAUCAAUUUAUUACGUCACGGAACGUUGCCAGGAUGGUUGGUUCAAGGGUACAAACUGGCAGAAAAAGUCUGGCGUUUUUCCGGGCAAUUAUGUCGCCAUUCACAAAGGCAGAGAUGGUGCUUCGGCGACAUCUCGCAACGCAAGCGCACACUCCUCGGGCAAGAUGAAUAACGUUUCCAGCCCACAAACCGCCGGUUCCUCAGCGUCGGCCGGUGGCUGCUCUUCCAACGGUGCCAUGAAUAGUCCAUCGAAUGGUGGAUCGUCCUCUCCGCAACAGCAACCACUGCAGCUACCCGAGCUACCGCCACGCAACACAACAGCGGUACCGCAACAGCAGGGCAUGAAGUACAUCGAUUCCAUCUUCGGCCGGCAAGGAUCUACUGACGGUGGUCCUGGAUCGCCCAAUAAUGAGCAGCAAUCUGCGGGUCAGGAUGCAUCGUGCGCGACGACACCACCGGCCACGGGAAAGGUGAAGAAAGAUUCGUCGGCGGUCAGCUUGAUGAAGCGGCUAACCAACAUGAAACGAUCGAAAUCACCGACCGGUGGUUGCUCGGGUGGGACAGCCAAUCCGGCGUAUACGAGCGACAGUUCACUGUUCGAAGAGAUGGCAGGGGCGGCCGACGCCGCGAUACUGGCUGCCGGUGGCACACCAGCUCAGAUGGCGAAAGCGCACUUUAAACAAAUUGCCAAUCCCGUUCACGUACGGUCGGGUUCGUGUCCAAGUCAGCUGCUACAGAAUUUACCGAUGGAUUUGAUGAUAAACGGUGGUGGUGCAACACAUUCCAUUCAGCAGCAGCAGCAGCAGCAACAACAGAGCCAGCAACACCACCAUCAACCGAAUCAUCCCGCGCUGGCAGGUGUUCGAGGGGAAAACGUUCCGAUGAUGUAUGGCUCGCAGCGCAUCAAACCACACAAAGAGCGGCCCUCGAUGCAUGGAUUUAAAUAUGGCGACCACACCGUGGUGACGGCCAUGCCAAAACACAUUGCCCACGAAGCACCCGCCUCAACGUCCUCGUCGCACAUGGUCGCCAAGCAGCAGCAACAGUCCCAGAUCUACCAUCGAAAGUCACAGAGCCUCGACGCUUCCGCCAUCAUCUCGCAGCUCGGCCCAUCACAGCACACUUCCGCUACGGCGACCGUCGUUGCCACCGUGGCAGCCAACGGAACACCGUCGAAAUCAGCCUCCAAAUCGUCCCAUUCGCAAUCCGUUCGGGAAAGAUUCAAAUGUAUCGUCCCGUACCCACCGAACAGCGAGUAUGAGCUCGAGCUGCGCGUCGGUGAUAUUGUGAUGGUGCACAAAAAGCGUGAUAACGGAUGGUACAAAGGAACGCACGCCCGUUCCGGCAAAACGGGCCUCUUUCCUGCCUCGUUCGUUGAGCCGGACGUAUGAUGUGGUGCUGGGAGGUAUGGCGCGAUGGGCAGCAUCGGCCACAGCCGGCAAGUACAACAACAGCAACAGUGGAACAACUAAAGUGCAACAAACACAAAGGCAACAGAUGUACCUUCGAAACGAUUCGAACCCCUUUUUGCAAACUUCCCAUAUCGGACCUGAUGAUACGUGUCGGCAGUUAAGGUGCAGCAAGAAGAAGUGAAGAUCUUGUCGUGCUUGUAAAGCACAGUCGGGCAAAGAACUGAGCUACGUGUAAGCAUAUUCCCGGUACAGGCAGGUACCUACACAGCAGCAAUAUUAAACUAGCAUAAUACUAACGUUAGCAGUAUUGUGUUAUACGGCGGUCGUUUCGAUCUUCCAUCUCCAGUGUUAAAUGAACGAUUCGCGUGACUCUGGAAACUGAAUCUCUCUAUAUUGGCAAGCAAUAGUGUCCCGGUGAGCGAGUAAUGCUGAUUUACUUUUAAUUAUUAGCUCUUUAUGGUGCUCUUUAAUCCUAUCCCUCCAUCGAUUUUGGUUCGUGUGAAGGAAAACCGACCGUUUAAUAUUAAUCACGCUUAACUGAUUCAUUCUAAUUCGCUGCCAAGUAUUUGCGUUUAUCGUUUAUUAGAUUAUAUAGUUUUAAAUUUAAACACUAAGCAAUUUUAAAAUACUAGCUCUAUCUCUUUCUCUCUCUCUCUAUCUCUCUCUGCGUUUUACAGGGUUUCUCAGGCUCAGCACUAAACACUAGCUCAAAAUCGUAUAUGCAGGCAUUUUCCAUUGUUUAGUUGGUAUUUUACGGAGUUGAGCGUAGAUUUUCCCUUGUUGAGAAGGGUUAAUGUUAACAUACAGCGUUACAAUGUUGAACUGGCCUGAGAAACCUUGGAAUGUAUCCGCGCACUCAAGCCCUCUUCCAAUGCCAUACUUAAGCGAGAGACUUAUUACUGUUUUGUGUGAGAAAGCUACUACUGAAAGCAUUUUUAUUGCAUUUUGCUUUUACAUACGCGUACGGACUGUUUUUAUUUCGAUUACACAAAAUACUCAGCACAAAAAAGAAGAAACCUACAAAAACUAUCAAAACGGCGUACAAGAUCUAUUAAAUAGAUUGAAAAGAAAAGCGCACAAAUACGCACACACAAAAAAAAAAUGGCAUCAGCCGUCGGCACGGUGGGAAGAGCAAAGUUAGUUAAAUGUGAAAUGCAUGCUCUGCUCCCUUGGUCCGUGGCCAAAAAUUGACUCAACCUCGGUUUACUGGUUCGUUAUCUGUGAAAGUGUGAUUACAAUUUUAGUAAUAUUUUAUCUGUAUGGACAAGAACAUUGAAGAGUGCUAAGAAAACCGUUACGCUAAUGGGUGUGUGUGUGUGUUUUUGAGUGUGUGUGUGUGUGUGGUAUGAUUGUAUAUGGUAGCUGAGCUGAUCAUCAUUAUGAGACGCAUUUAAAGAAGAGUACGUUUAAGAAGCGAAUGUUGAACGCAACUAGAACGAUCGAUAGGCAAAAUUAUAUACGUAGAGUACGCACUGGAGUGUAGUACACUAUCCCUGUUGUGUUAGGUAAGUGAUAAAAAAAUCCGAACGCGGUGUCUACUACUACUACUACAACUACUAUUAUUACUACUGUCACUAAAACGACUACUAAUGAGUAACAGAAGAGAAGCACAUAUAUUUAAGUGUACUGUGAGAUCAGCUAGCCAUCUACGCAGGUUGGGGAAGAAUCUUCCGGGGGCGAAGGCAUAUGCGCGAAUACGAUUUACUUGCAAGCCCAAGAUGGGACACUAGUCAAGGACGCACAACCAACUCCUUUUGCACGAAGAAACUGUGUCAAUACCGGGUUCUUGUCUUUGAUAGAGAAUUUAUCUAACCGUGUGAGCUACGCAAUACAGGUUUAAAACAUAAAACGGAUAGAUCUUAUUGUCUAACACCAAAAUUGUCGUCAAAUUGGCAAAACAACAUCCAACUCCAUCCAUCCAUUGUAUUGUAACGUAAAUCCGCGUCUGAAUGCACACAAAUUUACAAUGACCUGGGAGGGGGGGGGGGGGAAUACUUUUUGACUGUUUUUUGUUUUAUUUUUUUAGACAAAACAGAAUACCAUAUUUAUUCGGAUAUACUCACAUUCGAUGUUCCCGCAAAAGUGAUGCAUUGUACUUGAUGGAACUCCGCACUCAAAUGUUAUUCAGAAACAACAAAAUGACCUAGCUAAUUGAAUGAAAAGCAUGCAAUAGGGGAGAUGGAUGAUUUGAGUGUGGUAUGGUUUGUCUGUGUCCUGUGUCCUGUUAUGUCUGUCCUGGGUGUGACGUAUGUAUGUAUGUGUGCAUGUCUUUACUUGAUAAGCCGGUGAUUAGUGUGGUAAUUUAGGAGAAAUAAAACAGCAAACAAAUUCAA